Polypterus senegalus (gray bichir) is the source of this 1155-nucleotide messenger RNA. Its product is annotated as tigger transposable element-derived protein 1-like. Gene Ontology annotation, cellular component: nucleus. The record is from RefSeq and is a predicted model, not a curated record. NCBI's taxonomy places the organism in Eukaryota, Metazoa, Chordata, Cladistia, Polypteriformes, Polypteridae. Gene Ontology annotation, molecular function: DNA binding. Bases 1 to 1155 code for a protein of 384 amino acids. The transcript has a single exon.
AUGACGUCCCUCAAUCUGGAACUUCUGUUGAAUCCCUCAGUGAGAAUUGUGAAAUUUACUGCCAGCAAGGGCUGGUUUGAAAAAUUCAAGAAAAGGUUCAACUUGGCCAGUGUGAACCUGCAUGGAGAAGCUGCCUCCGCAGCCAAGAAAUAUGUCGCCGACACGUUCAAGGCGAUCAUUAAGGAAGGCGGAUAUCAGCCUGAAACUGUGUUUAAUAUGGAUGAGAUGGCCCUAUUUUGGAAGCGGAUGCCGUCUCGUACUUUUAUCAUGAAGGAUGAGGCAAAAGCCCUGGGGUUUAAGGCUCACAAAGAUCGCAUCACGUUGGUCAUGUGUGGCAAUGCUGCAGGCUUUAUGAUAAAGCCUGGGCUCAUUUAUAAGUCCAAAAACCCCCGGGCCCUGAAAAAUAAGAAUAAGAACCUGCUGCCUGAUUACUGGAUGCACAACCCGAAGGCCUGGAUUAUGAAAUGCCUAACGUCGGAUUGGUUUCACCAAUGUUUCAUCUUGGAGGUAAAGAUCUAUCUGGCAGUGAAUGGGCUGGAGAUCAAAGUCAUUUUACUUCUGGACAAUGCUGGAGGUCAUCCCUUGGAUCUAUCCUACCAAGGUGUAAAAAUAGAGUUCUUGUUGCCGAAUAUGAUGUCACUGAUUCAGCCAAUAAAUCAAGGAGUUAUCCGGGUUUUCAAGGCAUUGUACACCAGGAAAAGCCUGCAACACAUGGUCGAGGCAAUGGACAUGGACGAUGACUUUUCCCCGAAGGAGUACUGGCGUAAGUAUAUGAUCACAUCGUGUAUGGUGAACGUGCAAAAGGCCCUUAACAAUAUGAAGAAAGAGACGGUUAAUGUCUGCUGUAAGAAAUUGUGGCCAGAAGUUGUGCACAACAAUAAGGGCUUUUCUGCAGAAGAAAUUCAUCACUCAGCAGUUGACCAGGCAGUCAGGCUGGCAAAACUUCUAGGAGUAGAAGGAUUCGACGACAUGACUUUUGAUGAUGUCAAUGAGCUGCUUGAUGCCCACUUCAAGCCGCUGAGCGACGAAGAUUUGGCCGAGAUGACCAAGUCAGCGAGUGAGGAAGAACAAGAGAACCCAGCACAGGAAGAAGACGACUCCGGCCUAACUCUCAAGCAUCUCGCAACCAUUCUACGAAUGGCAAAAGAUCUUUAG